GUACCAAAAAAAUCCGAAAGGGCUAAAAUUUGCGGUCAUUGAGUUCCUGUAAGUAAAGCCGAUGAAAGUCUCUACGUGAAAUAUUAAUCUAAUUGUAUCCAAUCUCUCUCCCUCUCUCCAAGCAGAUAUUUUGGGUAAGCAAAUGCCCUUUUCUCUAUCUUAACGUUUUCAUGUUCUUUCAAGGACAAAGCAACGAACAGCAGUUAUGCAAAAAGUGACCCAUCUCUGAUUACUUGCUCAUGAUCAUCGUUUUCUUGGUAAUAACUCUUUCAUGGCUGUUUUAAUACUUUGCUCAAUGACUGCUUGCUGCAAUAGUCUCAGUUACAGUUGCAUUUUAGCUGAUAGUAAAGUUUCUGCUUUUAGCCAUAAAUAUGUCUCCUGUGGAGGUAGAAAGAAUGGAAAUUUGGAGGUUUGGCCAUAUGGGUGUAUGGUGAGUUGGAAGAAACGUAGAAAACAACGAUUGGGUUUCUAUGUGAUGAAAAAUUCAUGUCAAAUGGUGGUGGCAAAUGGAAAAUGCAAAAAUAGUUUGUCUUCUGAGGAAGUUUUGAGAGUUCUCAAGUCGUUUACGGACACAAAAUCUGCUCUUUCUUAUUUUAAGUCAGUUGCAGAGUUGCCCAAUGUUGUUCAUACCACUGAAACUUGUAAUCAUAUGCUUGAAGUCUUGAGAGCUCACAGAAUGGUGGGGGCUAUGUCUUUUGUGUUUGAAUUUAUGCAAAAGCAAAUCAUCAAGAGGGACUUGAAUACAUAUUUGACUGUUUUUAAGGGUCUUGAUAUCAGAGGUGGUCUUCGGCAAGCACCAUUUGGACUUGAGAGAAUGAGAAAUGCUGGGUUCGUUCUGAAUGCAUAUUCAUAUAAUGGGUUAAUCCAUUUGCUACUUCAAUCUGGGUUUUCGAGGGAGGCUCUGGAGGUGUAUAGAAGAAUGGUCUCUGAAGGUCUAAAGCCUAGUCUUAAGACUUACUCAGCUCUCAUGGUAGCGUCUGGGAAGAGAAGGGAUAUUGGAACAGUUAUGGAUUUGCUAGAAGAAAUGGAGACUCUGGGAUUGAAGCCAAACGUUUACACUUUUACAAUAUGCAUUAGAGUGCUUGGUAGGGCUGGGAAAAUCAAUGAGGCAUUUGGGAUCUUGAAGAGAAUGGAUGAUCUGGGGUGUGGGCCUGAUGUUGUUACUUAUACUGUUCUAAUUGAUGCUCUUUGUAAUACUGGCAGACUUGAUCAAGCCAAGGAAAUAUUCUUAAAGAUGAAAGCUAGCAGCCAUAAACCUGACAGAAUAACCUACAUUACUUUGUUGGACAAGUUUAGUGGCUGUGGAGACAUAGACUUAGUUAAAGAAUUUUGGAACGAAAUGGAAGCUGAUGGUUAUGCUCCUGAUGUGGUUACGUUCACCAUACUUAUUGAAGCUUUCUGCAAAGUCGGAAAUUUAGAUGAAGCUUUUGAUAUGUUGGAGGUCAUGAGAAAUCAAGGGAUCUUGCCUAAUCUUCACACUUACAACACAUUAAUUUGUGGACUAUUGAGGGUAAAUAGGGUUGAUGAGGCAUUUGAACUUUUUACUAAUUUGGAAUCUCUAGGCAUUAAACCUACUGCUUAUACAUACAUCCUUUUCAUUAACUAUUAUGGAAAGUCUGGUGACCAUGGCAAAGCUCUUGAGACCUUUGAGAAGAUGAAGGCUAGAGGAAUUGUUCCUAAUGUUAUUGCUUGCAAUGCAUCUUUGUAUAGUCUUGCUGAAGCGGGAAGGCUUGGCGAAGCAAAAGCUAUUUUUAAUGGGCUUAAAAGUAGCGGGCUUGCUCCUGAUUCUGUGACCUAUAACAUGAUGAUGAAGUGCUUGAGUAAAGUUGGGCAAAUAGAUGAAGCCAUUAAGUUACUGUCUGAGAUGCUGGAAGAUCAGUGUGAUCCUGAUGUGAUUAUCAUUAAUUCUUUGAUUGACAUGCUUUUCAAGGCUGGCCGUGCAGAUGAGGCAUGGGAAAUGUUUUACAGAAUGAAGGACAUGAAGCUUGCUCCUUCAGUUGUCACCUACAACACAUUAAUAUCUGGGUUAGGGAAAGAGGGUCAAGUCCAAAAGGCAAUUGAAUUGUUUGGGAGUAUGACCAGACAUGGGUGUUCCCCUAACACAAUAACUUUCAACACCCUCCUGGAUUGCCUUUGCAAGAAUGAUGAGGUUGUUUUGGCUUUGAAAAUGCUAUAUAAAAUGAUGACAAGGAAUUGUAGUCCUGAUGUUCGGACUUACAACACUGUUAUUUAUGGCUUUAUUAAAGAAAACAGAGUUAAGGAUGCAAUUUGGGUCUUCCAUCAGAUGAAGAAGGUGCUUUACCCUGAUUACGUGACUUUGUGCACCCUUCUUCCUGGUGUUGUAAAGGAUGGGCAGAUUAUGGAUGCGUUCAAGAUUGCUCAGGACUUUGUUUAUCAGGAUGGGAUUGAUACAGACAGAUCCUUUUGGGAAGAUUUAAUGGGUGGGAUUUUGAUGGAAGCUGGAAUGGAUAAAGCAGUUCUAUUUGCUGAGACAUUGGCAAGCAAUAAGAUCUGUAAGGAUGACUCUAUUUUGGUACCUCUGAUUAGAAGUUUGUGUAGGCAUAAGAAAGCUGUUCUUGCAAGAGAUUUAUUUGCAAAGUUCACCAAAAAUAUGGGGGUUAUCUCAACACCAGGAGCAUAUAAUUUGUUAAUUGAUGGGCUACUUGAAGUGGAUAUCACUGAAAUGGCUUGGGACCUUUUCGAGGAGAUGAAGAACAUUGGUUGUUCUCCGGAUGUUUCCACCUAUAACUUGUUGCUUGAUGCUUGCGGGAAGUCUGGGAGUAUUGAUAAACUUUUUGAAGUGUAUGAAGAGAUGAUUUGUCGUGGAUGCAAGCCUAAUACUAUAACUCAGAAUAUAGUCCUGUCUGGUCUUGUGAAAUCGAACAACAUAGACAAGGCUAUGAAUAUGUAUUAUGAUCUCAUAAGUGGUGAUUUCUCUCCAACUCCUUGUACAUAUGGGCCUCUUAUAGAUGGACUUCUGAAAUUGGGAAGACUUGAGGAAGCAAAGCAAUUGUUUGAGGAGAUGGUAGACUACGGAUGCAAAGCUAACUGUGCUAUUUAUAAUAUUCUUAUGAAUGGAUAUGGAAAAACAGGUGAUGUGGAUGCCGCUUGUGAGUUAUUUAAAAGGAUGGUUAAGGAGGGGAUAAGACCAGACUUGAAGUCGUACACUAUUCUCGUAGAUUGCCUCUGCUUGGUGGGAAGAGUAGAUGAUGCUAUGCACUAUUUUGAGGAACUGAAGUUAACUGGCCUUGAUCCUGACUUGGUAUCUUAUAACCUUAUGAUUAAUGGGCUUGGAAGGUCAGGUAGGGUAGAGGAAGCUCUCUCCCUUUUUGACGAAAUGCGGAGUAGGGGUAUAAGUCCUGAUCUUUACACUUACAAUUCCCUAAUACUCAAUCUGGGGACUGUUGGAAUGGUGGAGCAAGCAGGGAAGUUUUACGAAGAACUACAACUAAUGGGUCUUGAGCCCAAUGUAUACACCUAUAAUGCUCUAAUUCGAGGGUACAGUGUGUCUGGAAACCCUGACCAUGCCUAUGCAGUCUACAAACAGAUGAUGGUUGGGGGCUGCAGCCCAAACAGGGGAACAUUUGCACAGCUUCCUAAUCAAUCUUGAAAGUUGAAAUGUCUAGAUGCUUAUAUGUUAAUGUUAUACAUGGCUGCUGAUCUCUGCAUACAAAGUGUAAUGGGCUUGGUUAGUCUUGCUGAUGAUUUGCCUAAUGACAACCCCACUAGUAGCCUGACAUCUUCAGCUUCAAUUGUGUAAUAAAUUAAUGAUGAUUUUGCUCAUCCUGGCUAUGGAUGUGCCAGCAUUUUAGCAGUUAAGAUUUUGGAAUUUAUGUUAGCUGGGGCAGUUUGAGCUGUGCUUGAUGCUUCCAUUCAAGUUGCAAGAAAGGUGCAUUUGAAGGUUAUAUGCUAUUGUCCUCGAGACUGUGAAUAUUCCGUGUACAUCAUGUAUGUAAGAUUUUGUGAUGUAAUACAAUGAUUUCAUUAGGUGUAGAUGCCUUUGGCCUACAUUGUCCUUCGAUGUAAAAAGAGAAGAAAAGUAUAGAUCAUACUGUUAUUUGUCAAAUAUGUAUAUGUAAAAUAUUAUUAUCAAUAAAUUCUCUUGGGCUUUUUGAGGCA
Messenger RNA from Theobroma cacao (cacao), 4119 nucleotides. It is a transcript of the gene PGR3, whose product is annotated as proton gradient regulation 3. NCBI's taxonomy places the organism in Eukaryota, Viridiplantae, Streptophyta, Magnoliopsida, Malvales, Malvaceae. The record is from RefSeq and is a predicted model, not a curated record. Gene Ontology annotation, molecular function: protein binding.